CUUUCAUUCGGUCCUGCAAAUCGCGUGCUCGCAGCUCGUGUGUGAACGGUCGUCGUUUUGCGUAAAUGAAAUUCGAAUUUUCAUCAUCUCCAGUCGAAUUUAGUGUUUUAUCUUGGAAAAUCGCCUCCCGGGAAAGCCAUAUUUAAUAAUUCUAUCAAACAAUGUCGUGGUUGUUCGGAUAUAAGAGCCAGGUACCGCAGCAGGGACUGCCGGAUGGCGAUGGUGCGAAUGUGGGUCAGCCGGGUGGUGCCGGCCAGGCUUCCGGCGAUGUGCAGCUGUCCAAGGCCGAACGCAAAGCUAUGGAGGCGUACCGGUUCGAUUCUUCCGCCUUGGAGCGAGCUGCCGAAGCCGCCAAAACUCUGGAACGGUCAAAGCAUGCCCGGGAAGCGUUGGAGCUGUCCAAGUUGCAGGAGAACACCCGGCAGCAGGAGUACAUGGCCAAGGUGAAAGAAUACGAGGCACACAUCGAAACCUCCAAAGUGGAACAGAAAAGGGUGGAUCAUGAAGAACGUCGCAAGACGCUGGCCGAAGAAACGAAGCACCAACAACAACGGGCCCAGUAUCAGGAUCAGCUGGCUCGCAAACGCUAUGAAGAACAGCUAGCUCAGCAGCAGCGCGUUCAAGAGGACAAUUUGCGCAAACAGGAAGAAAGCGUGGCCAAACAGGAAGCUAUGCGCCGGCAAACUAUCGAGCAUGAAAUGGAGCUUCGCGAGAAAAACAAAAUGAAACUGCUGGAAGCAGAAAUGCGAGCAAAGGCUAAAGUCGAUAGAGAGAAUCGAGAUCUAACAUUGGAGCAAAUCCGUUUGAAGGCAGAGGAGAAUCGCGUAACCGUUAUGGAAGGUAUUAAAACUGCUGGUUCGGUUUUGGGACAAGGAGCUACGGCUUUAUUGAGUGACUGGAACAAAGUCGCUACCACCGUUGGAGGUUUAUCGCUUUUGGCUCUGGGUAUCUAUUCCGCCAAAGGUGCAACUGGUGUCACUGCACGAUUCGUCGAAGCACGUAUCGGCAAACCUUCCCUCGUCAAUGAAACUUCCCGCUUCUCGCUGCUUGAAGCUGUUCGUCACCCGAUAACCACUUUAAGCCGCUUCCGAGCAAAACCUCUUGACGCCCUGCAAGGUGUUGUACUGCAACCGAAACUCGAAGAACGACUCCGUGACAUAGCCAUAGCCACAAAAAAUACCAAAAACAACAAAGGACUCUACCGUAACAUCCUGAUGCAUGGUCCACCGGGAACCGGUAAAACUAUGUUCGCCAAAAGACUGGCAUCCCACUCCGGAAUGGAUUACGCCAUCAUGACCGGAGGCGACGUCGGGCCGAUGGGACGCGAUGCCGUAACAGCCAUCCACAAGGUAUUCGAUUGGGCCAACACCAGCCGCCGUGGACUGCUCCUUUUCAUCGAUGAGGCGGAUGCCUUCCUGAGAAAACGUUCGUCGGAACAGAUUUCCGAAGAUAUGCGAUCGGCCCUAAACGCUUUCCUGUACCGUACUGGUGAACAAAAUCCACGCUUCAUGAUGGUUCUGGCUUCGAACACACCGGAACAGUUCGAUUAUGCCAUCAACGAUCGGCUGGACGAGAUGGUUGAGUUCACGCUGCCCGGCCUGGAGGAACGCGAACGGCUCAUUCGAUUGUACUUUGAUAAAUUUGUGCUGCAACCGGCCGCCGAGGGGAAGAAGCGCUUCAAAGUCGAACAGUGGGACUACGGUGCGGUAUGCAGCAAGAUGGCCCAGAUGUGCGAGGGAAUGUCCGGUCGAGAGAUCUCGAAGCUGGGCGUUUCCUGGCAAGCCGCAUGCUACUCCUCCGAGGACGGUGUGCUGACCGAAAAAAUGGUACUGGAUCGAUGCGAAGCGGCAGCCCGGCAACACAAACAGAAGAUGGCCUGGCUCUCGGAGCAGGAAAAGCUGGACCAUAAAUCGAUAACCGGCGGAAAAGGUUUUCUAGUUUAGGCGGCGCACUUUCUUUCCCCACGUGUCGAGGUGAAAUUGUAUCAUUCAAUAAGCUAAUGGAUUGGUUCCUGCGGAUUCUCCGGACACUGACAAACCGAUUGCUCGAAGAUUGUUAUUGUUUUUCGAUGUCGGUUCUGGACGAGUCUUUGAUCCUAAAGGUCCACCCCCCAGAAAGCUGCAUUGGAACGUUCUAUGUAAGUACAUACACACUAAUAUGAAAGAUGAAAACAAAUAUGGCAAUUGUAGAAAUUCAGGCUAAGCCCAGUCAACUCGUCUCAGGGAAAUUUAUAUUAAACUUCUUGGAGAGGCUGGGCUUUACGUUUGCGAUACAGUAAGCUAGAAGGAUACAUCCGUGCACAGGUACGAAACACAUGUCUAGGAAAAAGCUAGGCAGAAAUAUAAGCGCGGAAAUCGGAAAUUGGAUGCAUUUAUAUUGAAUUUGCAUUACUCCGACUCAGAUGUGUUCAAUCUGCAACGUCAAGCUGCCGGCAGUUGUUUUUAAGUGCGCUGUUACAGUUGACUAGCACUAGCAGCCUUUUUGCUCUGUUUAUAGAUUUAAAUUCAAACAAGGAUGUAGCAAAUAUACUAAGAGAGUAAUGUGAUUGUUUCAGUUGCUUUGAAAUCAUAAAACAAAAUUGUUCGUC
Uranotaenia lowii is the source of this 2587-nucleotide messenger RNA. It is a transcript of the gene bor, whose product is annotated as ATPase family AAA domain-containing protein 3A homolog. Gene Ontology annotation, molecular function: zinc ion binding; ATP hydrolysis activity; ATP binding. Gene Ontology annotation, biological process: mitochondrion organization. The record is from RefSeq and is a predicted model, not a curated record. Bases 162 to 1943 code for a protein of 593 amino acids. The transcript is spliced from 3 exons. Gene Ontology annotation, cellular component: mitochondrion. NCBI's taxonomy places the organism in Eukaryota, Metazoa, Arthropoda, Insecta, Diptera, Culicidae.